GAAAUUUAUCAAUAAUUCAUGAGUAAAUCGGUGUAAUAAAUGUUUAUUUACGUCAAUUCUUUUCAUUUUUAGCUUCUUAUUUGCAAUACAUAUGACUGCAUAUAUUUUUUUUUUCUUUUUAUAUAAUUUUCAAGAGUAAAUUUUAUGCUUAUAUAUAUAGUCUUUAGGGCUGCAUAUAACAUUACCCUUAAAAAAAAUUAAAGAAAGUAAAAUAAGUUAUUGUAAGUCCGUGUCCCAUGAUAAAACAGAACGAGAAAGUACAGAGGGACCCACGUAGGAUCACCUUCACUACCAGCUCAUAUCCUCCAUCUACUUCCAUCAUAUUUCCUUCGUAUUUAUAGCAACCACACCCUUCCCAAAAUAAAUAAAAAAAUUACCUGAAAAAAAACGAACAUUUCCCAAUUCAAAAAAUGAGAAAAUAAAUAGACCUAAAGAGAUUUAUUUUUUAAAAAAAAAUUAAGAGAGAGAAAAAAAUAAAAAUAAAAGCACAAAAUAUAAGAGAUGACGAGCAUUUGCAGGAAUAAUAGUGUGAACUCAUUCUUUGGCCUUCCUCCUCCUUCCUUGGAGGAAGACCACUUCUCUCAAGCAUUUCAUCAAACACUUGGUGGUUGUUCUCCUCUUCUCCAACCUUCUCAACCACCGCUUAAUUUCACCCUCGCCGUCGAUAAUCACAAUAAUCCCCUUAAACCCAUCGAAUCUCUCACCGGUCCUACCGCCGGAGAUAAGGGUAAUUCCGCCCACAUAGACCUGAUGUCGUGCACGGAGAGUAUCGGGUUCGAGAGUUCCGAUGAGAUGAUAUCGAGUUUCGACGAUCUGGGUCGGAAUUGCUGUAGGAAUUACGACGGAGAAUCGUCUUCGUCUUCAUCGUCAUCAUCGGAAGGGUGUUUUUCGAGGAGGAGAGAGAGGGGGGUGGGGAAGAGGUGGGAGGAGAGGAAGUUUCCGCCGCCAUUAACGUCGUUGAGUGAAAACGGAAGAAGAAAUUUCGUAUUAAAAUCGGUGAGAAAUGAAGGUAGAUUGGAGAUAAUUGGGGUUAUGAUUGAACACCCAGAAAUGCUUUGCGCAACGCGUGAUAAUGGACGGUUGAGGAUGCAUCUUGUCAAAAGCACUGGCGUUUCCGAUGAUGAUGAAGAUGGCGGAGAUGAUUCGGAAGAGGCGGAAAAUGAAGAAGAGGAGACGAAUGAAUCGUCGGAUGAUGAAGGUGAGACGGUGUCGGAGGAGGAGGAGAGAGAGUUGAGGAGGGUGCCGGCGACGGCGGCGGCUGCGGGAGGAAUACGGCGGUGUUAUCAACAACGGGUGAUGCAUCAUGUGUGGGGUCCACAACAACAUAGAUGUGUGACAACCAUUUGAUUGUUGUUGUUGUUGAUGUUGUUGGGUGGUGUACUGGUGUUGCAGGAUUUAGAUCAGAAGAAGUAAGGGGAUUUUUUGUUUUUAUUUUUGUUUUUUAAUUUAAUUUCAAUUUUACCCUUAAAAAAAAAUAAAAAAAUAAAAAAGUUAUCGGGUGGUGGAUGGUGGUGGAGCCGGGAGAGGUAGUUGGCAGGGGUGGAUGACGCGGUUUUUGACUGCUUGUUUUGGCGGUUAAUGUUGGAAUGCUUUAACGGUCGAAUUUUUGCUCGCUUUGUCAAUGACAAUGAAAUUUUUUACUCCGUUUCUAAUAAAUUAAAGAACGUGAAGCUGUAA
Chenopodium quinoa (quinoa) is the source of this 1677-nucleotide messenger RNA. Its product is annotated as protein FANTASTIC FOUR 1-like. The coding region runs from base 502 to 1347 and encodes 281 amino acids. The record is from RefSeq and is a predicted model, not a curated record. Lineage: Eukaryota; Viridiplantae; Streptophyta; Magnoliopsida; Caryophyllales; Amaranthaceae. The transcript has a single exon.